AAACAUCUUCCAAGACAGAGCCAGUUCUACUACCCAAAUAUGGAGCAGGCUUACAGAAUGAAUGCACACAACCAAGUUCAAAUGAGACAGCCUAUGAGUGCAAUGGAUCAGGAACUGGCCCAGCUCUUUGUUCAGGCCUUCCCACAAUUCUACCAGUAUGAUGCCUAUCCCUUUUGGGCUUAUUUUCCACAAGACAUGCAGCACCUUACUUCCGAAGCUGUACUGAACACCCUCAAGGCUAUUGUCCCCAAGAAUGCUGAAGAAACCAAAGUGUGGUGAGACUUUAAGUCAACUCUCAGGAACUCCACAAUUAUAGCACUUGAUGUGACUGGAACCUCUGUCCUCUUCACUUCCCCUCUUCAUCCAUCAUAUGGAACCACCAUCUUACCCAAAGGCUUAACUGCUAUUCUAGAAUAGGAAAACGCCGUAGAGAAGGCACUCAUUCACCCUGAGUUGUCUACUGCUUAUUAGAUAGCACAGCACCCUUCCUUAAGCUAACCUUUCCUAGACAGAUUCUGUUUAAAUUCCGGUUGCAUCAUGCCAGUAGGGAAAACACCCGAGCAGAGAGAAUCAAAGUCUUUAACUAAGUUUCUAUAGUGGAAAUUUUGUUUUAAAAGUCAUUUAAUCGAUUCUUCUGUAAAUGCUAUCAUUUGGAGUAAUUGUGUGCAGUAACUGAGAUUUUCUUUCUCCUCUUUUCAAUAAAUUACGUUUUAAGGCACAAAUCA
Molecule: messenger RNA, 725 nt
Organism: Peromyscus eremicus (cactus mouse)
Lineage: Eukaryota; Metazoa; Chordata; Mammalia; Rodentia; Cricetidae
Product: alpha-S1-casein-like
Exons: 7
Coding region: 40-279 (79 amino acids)
Biological process (GO): response to progesterone; response to estradiol; response to 11-deoxycorticosterone
Cellular component (GO): extracellular region
Source: RefSeq, a predicted model, not a curated record